AUGCAGAUAUUCGAGAAAUUCGUAAAGCCAGCGUUUAGAGUACCAACUGCCGUCUCGUCUCACCCUCGUUUUACUCGCCCCCCUCCUUCUCCUCCCCUGCCUCUCUUAUGCCCCGGUCGUCCAGCCUCCAUUGGUUCUGCAACUGAGCUACAGUCGCCUCAUGUGACGUUUCGUCUGCAUGAGUUACGGCAAAAGUUGGUGUUCGAAGUUGACCAGAGCUAUGUUGCUUAUGAGAUACCGGCCGGGAAUCUGGUCUGGUGGGCACACCAGUACAGGCAUCCGAGGCGUGAAGAAGACCGAAUUUUGUCACCUCGCAAUGGAGACACACACUCACUCAGGCACUCACGAGUCGGGCUCGGCUGA
Protopolystoma xenopodis is the source of this 363-nucleotide messenger RNA. The record is from the annotation of a GenBank genome assembly. NCBI's taxonomy places the organism in Eukaryota, Metazoa, Platyhelminthes, Monogenea, Polystomatidea, Polystomatidae.